AUGAAGAAGACGUUGAAGAAGAAAAGCGGAUUAUCAAGUAGUUCUAAUGAAUAUUACCAUCUUGGAGACAGAGCGCUAGUGAAGUUUCGUAUAAUUCCGCUGAACUCAGUCAUUCAAAACGAGUUGGAAGAUGCUAUUCGGGGAAUUAAGAAGACAGAAUUUAUGUGGCAAAACAGUAAGUAUAUUCUUUUGAUUCUGUUUAGUAGGUAGUGUUGGUUUGUAGCUCUUGGGAUCGCCUAAGCAAGCUGGUAUUGUUUGGUCUCCAAUGAACCUUGAAGUAUACAUUUAGAUUCGUGUCUACGAAAAAGUCUCGUAAUUUUGUGUGAUCUCACUUUUUGUCUGAUUGUCGUCGACGUUAAACUAGAGAACACAAUUUUAUGAGAGAUUUUCCAUGAACAAGAAUUCAAGGUUCUCGUCUGAAGUAAGAAUGAAAAGUAUACACAUCAAAAGUUAUAUACACACAAAUUUUAAUAAAAAAACCAAAUGUAUUUAUUAUUCUCAUUUUCUUUUACUUACAGGCUCUUGGACUAUCGAUGGCAAUAUGCACUCAUUCGAGAUAGAAUGUUCGUAUAUUACUGAAUUAACAAAUCCAUUAUCCUGCCUUGAACUGGUCAAGGAAAAAUGUGGCCAUUUGUUUGUUUCGAUCACCCAAAUCAGUUGUGGCGUUCAUAAUGAGUAA
Molecule: messenger RNA, 679 nt
Organism: Bursaphelenchus okinawaensis
Lineage: Eukaryota; Metazoa; Nematoda; Chromadorea; Rhabditida; Aphelenchoididae
Source: the annotation of a GenBank genome assembly